Ictalurus punctatus (channel catfish) is the source of this 3906-nucleotide messenger RNA. RefSeq lists its product as uncharacterized. Gene Ontology annotation, biological process: base-excision repair. The coding region runs from base 1034 to 2548 and encodes 504 amino acids. Gene Ontology annotation, cellular component: nucleus. Gene Ontology annotation, molecular function: DNA-(apurinic or apyrimidinic site) endonuclease activity; double-stranded DNA 3'-5' DNA exonuclease activity; phosphoric diester hydrolase activity. The transcript is spliced from 2 exons. Lineage: Eukaryota; Metazoa; Chordata; Actinopteri; Siluriformes; Ictaluridae. The record is from RefSeq and is a predicted model, not a curated record.
CUACUUGAAAAGCGGUUUACUGUACUUCCAACUUCUUAAUAUCAUUACAGUUCUACUGUCCUGCAUAUCCUACUAUUCUGUUUUUUAUAGAGUUUCUCUAUUACUAUAAGAUAUUAUUAAAGUUAUUCAUGUGUGUGUAUGAGGAAGAGAGAGAGUGUGUGUAUGUAUGUUGUGUCUACUUGCCCGCCCUUGACUGUAGGAGCGUGUGUGUGUGUGUGUGUGUUUUUAGCACUCCUCAGCUCGUACACUUCUUUUUGACUUUUUUGACUAUUACUGCUCUUAAAUUGCUCGUAAUUCCAAUCUGUCAAUGUCCGCCUAAUCCCGCUUCUAUGUCUCUAGGUGCCCGUUUUUCCUUCUUCUCCCUUUUGCUGGAUGCUAGGUCUCCCUUAUGUUUAUUUUAUGACAUUUUUUAUCCACAACAGUACCCAGUAAAAUAAGUAAAAACAAACAUACACUUUGGGCUUUUAGUUUCAUAUUUAAAAGAUUUUAAAAGUUUUAAAGUUUUAAAAUUUCACUUAAAAGUUUAAGUGAAUUUAAAAUAAUUCACUUAAACUUAAAGCAUUUAAGUAAUAAUUAGCAUUUUUGUAUAAAAAUCAUAGGUUUAUUUUUGACAUAUUUACUGAACCACUGAAUCAUUUAUUUUUUCAGUUUACACAUUGUGCCGUACAUUGAUUUGAUAAAAUUUAUUAGGAAGUUCUUAUUUUUUCUUUUUUGAAUAGAAAGUCAAGAACACAUGCAUAUUGUGCACGAAUGUGUUUGUCUACUUUGUUUUCCUUUCCCCUUAAAGCUGAUACUCUACAUGAGCAAAAAUUAUGCAAAUUAUUUUUCCUUUGUAAAAUUGUAUGCCAUGAAAACGGACAUAUAUAUGGAAAAUAUUAUAUAGAGAUAACUUACCAAACUUGUGCCCAAUAUUUCCACUAUGUACAAUAAUUAACUGAAGCCUUAUUUCUUAAUUUCUUAAAUUUGUAUUUCUUCAUUUCUUUCAUUUGUUCUACCAGCUGACUGCUGAACACAAGACAUUCAUUCAUUAAUAAUGACAAUGCAAGCAGAACAGAAAAGCCUCUUUUUUGUCACCUGGAACACAAAUGGUAUUAGAGAUACCAGGAAGUCACCACAAAAGUUCUCAAACAUUUUUAAGAGCCUUCGUGACCUUCAGGCUGAUAUUGUCUUUAUACAAGAGACACAUGUUGGGACAGACUGUUACAAAAUCUUAGAAGAUGUUCCAGGCUGGAAAGUCUUCUUCACUGUACACAACUCUCGCAGUAAAGGAGUCGUAAUACUGAUAAAAGACAAAGUAAAAUUUGAGUACAUAUGCCAUGAUGAGGACUUCAGUGGAGGUUACAUUGUGCUCUUCUGUCGACUGCAUCAUGAACUGUACACUCUUGUUAACGUGUACAAUAAUAAGUCAGACAGAAAUGUCUUGGGUAGAUUGAAAGACUAUUUAAUGGAAACAGCUGAGGGUGUGCUAGUGGUUGGAGGUGAUUUCAACACAGUUUUGCAUCCCUGCUUUGAUCGGAGAUCUUUAAGUUCUAAUGCAAGACAUUCACAAUUCAGAGCUUUUUUAGAAGAUUUUACUGUUUCUCUCAAUCUCAGAGACACCUGGUCAUACAAACGUCCUACUGAUGAGGGCUUUACACGGCGUCAGAAUGACAGUCACUCCAGAAUAGACAUGUUUUUCCUGCCAGAGCACAAAUUGGGACGGGUGUGUAAAAUUAAUGUAGCUGAAGCACAGGGUGUUUCUGAUCAUUAUCCUCUUGUACUAGAACUCACAGUUCAGCAGAGAACUGAAACAAACCUCCCAAAUGUUGCCUUAAAGCUGCCAAAGCCUUUUAAAUACACACCAGAUAGAAGACCAGGGAAGAUUAGUGGGGCAGAAAUAUUGAGUGCCAUUAAAUCUUUGACUGACUUAAAAGAGUACUCACUUGAUAUGAAGGAUGUGAAGUCAUAUAAAAAGCGCCGCUGUCAACUGACUGAGACCUUAAAAAUCAAAUACAAUUCAAUGAUAGAGAAUAAAGCGGAAGGAGAGAGAAACACCUUGGAGUAUUUGAUAUUCUCUCAAAUUUUGGCAAAGCGUCUCAAUGCAACUAUUUCCCCUUCUUUCAAGGGAAAGAUAGCGACAAAACAUUAUACAUUUUCCACUGUGAAAUUUGAGGCAGGCCCACAGAAAAUCAAGUGGUCUUUCCUAGAGAUAAAACUUAAGAAUCUACAACCUGGGGUGAAGAAGCCAAAACAGAGUCCUUCUGCCCCCCCACCAGAGUUUAGCAUUCUGGAACAUUUUAUGGAUUGCCUUCUCCCUAAAGACCAAAGCUCUUCUGAACUCAGACUUUUGGAGCCUGGGUGUCCGCUCACCAAUGCUAUCUUCAAUCUGGCUCUGAAUGAGCUAGAAGCCAUAGUUUUACGUAAUUUUUGUAAGGGCACUAUUUGCUAUCAAAGACAGGUUCUGCGUGUCCAUACACCCCCAAUCACAUCUGAUUUUGUGGAUUUUUUCAUAAAUGUUUUCAAGAAGCAGUCAGGACUUAAAAUAAGUAUCUCACAACAUCCAGACUAAGUGGUCUUAAAAUAAGUUACUUCACAGAAUUAAUUCUGUUUUAGUUUUAUAUGUUAUAGUAGUUGCAAUUAUUUGUUCCCAUAUUAUUAAUUUUGAUGGCUGACAUGAUUGCAAAUGUGCUCACAGCCAGUAAAGAAAGAUGACAAUUGUCGACGAAUUAUGAUCAAGGCUUAUUGUUUAGGCCUAUAGGUCAAGUACCCUUUUUUCUUAAGCAUGGGAAAAAUAAACAUGGGUCCUCAUACAUGUAAUUUAUCUCAUUUUUAAUAUACACACUAAUAAUAUCACUAACUUGAGUUUUUUUUUCUUUGACAAAAUAUGGGCAAGAUUAGUUAUAUGCUUUCUUUAAAAGGUAAUAAGAAACUGGUCACAGUACUAAUAUCUUCAUAUUUAGAUUUCUGUAAUGCUGUACUAAAUUACAAAACAAAUGUAGCAGCAGAUGUUUUAACAAGUUAGCAUUAAUUUUUAAUUUUUUUAUUUUUUUUGUAAUGGAGCCAGAGGUGAUUUAUUAAAGAAAAUGGGUAAAAACUACACAUACUACAGAGUACAAAAUAUGGUUAAUUAUGGUACAAUGCAGACUUAAGUAAGCAUAAGUAACUCUAACUUUAGUAACUGUAUUUUGGAACUAUACUUAAGUAUUGUUUUGGGGCAUUUAUAGUUAACUUGAAUAUUAUACAAAUUACAUACCUGUACUCUUACUUAUCUACAUUAGAGAAGAAAACAAUUUUUUCCUCCAUUUUUAUUGACAACUUCAAAGUACUCAUUACAAAUCUCUUCUCUCAUCUAGUCAAUGAUUGUAUGCUAUAUAUCAGGAGAAGGGGCUUACAUACAUUUUAUUUACAUUUCAUUUUCAGUUUAAAAAUAGAAAAAAAUUUGAAAGUGUAAAUUGUUUGCAGUUAGGAGAUUGGUCAAAUCCAGCUGGUGGCAAAGCUGGUUUUCUCUGUUUUCACUCCUUUAAUCUCAGAAAUAUCUCAUGUCAGAAAAUUAUAAAGGAGUUUCAGACUCUAUAUCUACAGUUUCAGUUUUGAUUUUCUUAGACUAGUUUAGAUUUUCUUUCAACAGCUAGGAUUUUUGGAUCAAUCUGUAAGAUGAUAGGUUGUAUUUGUAUACAUAAAAUGUUAGUUUUAUAUUUGUAUAAUAUAUUUAUGAUAUAUGUAAAUUAUUACAGCAAUGAUGCAAUGCUUUGUGUAAUCAUUAUAUAUACAUAACCAGCAGUUUUUAGUCUUUUUAUAGCCUAAUGCUACAUUCAAGUGCCAUGUUUACUGUGUUUAUGAGAAAAUUGUAUUUGAAAAAAGAAAAUCCUUAAUGGUCCCUGGGUGUCUGGUUAUCAUAAUAAACAUUAUUACGAAGUUUGUACACUU